Messenger RNA from Malania oleifera, 1223 nucleotides. RefSeq lists its product as uncharacterized. The record is from RefSeq and is a predicted model, not a curated record. The coding region runs from base 388 to 1080 and encodes 230 amino acids. Gene Ontology annotation, cellular component: U12-type spliceosomal complex. Lineage: Eukaryota; Viridiplantae; Streptophyta; Magnoliopsida; Santalales; Ximeniaceae. Gene Ontology annotation, biological process: mRNA splicing, via spliceosome. The transcript has 5 exons.
UUUUUUUAUUUUUUUUCGUUUUUCUUGUACCAUAAAAAAAUUGGGGAAUAAAUAUUUCCAGCUCUCCCGCAAAUGGUAACCCCCCUGAAUAACGGUCUCCGAUUUCAAUGCUGAGCCAACGGACAAAAGAAACGACAGCACUUCUUUCGAUUCUCCCCAGGCCAAAACCCUCUCUCUCUCUCUAUCUCUCUCUAUCUCUCUCUAGAAGGUCACCAUUUCCUCUCUGCGAAUCUCUCACUGUUUCUCUGCACAUAAAUCCUGACCGAAUCGGAAGACUUGUAGAAGAAAUUCUGUGACUACUUGAAUGAAGGAGUUUAGGAGAGAUUGAGCAGAGAGUAGUCUGUUCUUCAAAGUGACAGAGAAAAAAGGAGGGGAGCGGCGAAGAUUAUGUACGGGGAGGACAGCGACCUUUUCAACAAUGACCUCGUUUAUUCUACAUUCUCCUACCACAAGCUCCCCCAGCAGCUCCUCAAGCUCCGUAUUCUCAAACUGGAUGGCUCUUUCUUUGAUGUUCAUGUUUCAAGGGAUGCUACUAUUUCACAACUCAAACAAGCAGUAGAGGAAGUUUUUAGUUCGUCACCUGAAGAAGGUCAAGGCAGGAUCUCAUGGUCACAUGUGUGGGGGCACUUUUGCUUAUGUUAUGAAGAUCAGAAGCUAUUAAAUGACAAGGCGUGCAUAAGGAAUAUUGGGAUAAAGGAUGGUGAUCAGCUUCAAUUUAAACGGCAUAUGUCAAUUGACUAUGAACCAUUUAGAAAAGAAACUAAAAGCCAGAGAGAUGCUUGCAAACAAUACUCAGAGUUGUCAUCUGGGUCCAAUUCGGACAAAACAAGGGAACAAGCUCCUCCAGGGGACAACGGUAGUGAUGGUGAAGAUCAAGAGGACAACUUGAAGCAUCAUCACUAUGACAGUGAUGAUGAUGAAAUUCCCAUGCCAGCACUCAAACUGGCUCACUUCUUGAAGGGGAGGCUCAUAUAUUCGAGAUUGUGGAGUGACUCCAGAAAGAGUUCCAAUGGUCGGACUCGCCCAUCGAGAUUUGCGCUGCAUUGUUUAGGAGGUGGACCUGGGAUGAUUAGGCUUUGAAGUAUAGUAGGCAUAGAAAUGUAUAGGGGAAUGCAACUAGUGCUUUUAAACCCUAUCCAAGCUGGGUUCUGCCCUAAAAGGCUCACAUUUUGUUUCAACAUAUUAUUGUCAGAAUGUCUCAACACCACUUGCAGUUGUUCGCA